CCAGGUGUACUAGAAGCCAAAAAGCGGAAAAUUGAAGAGCUUCAGCAACGACCUAUUAGAGACAUCCAUCCACCGAUAGCAGCACUGAUAGGAAGAACCAAAGCCAUGAUUGAAGAGGAAGUGAAGAAUAAUAAAUUCAUGAUGACAAAAAGUUUUCAGGAUGCUAAAGAAAAGCUCCAAAAGAACCAUGUAGUUAUCAUCAAGGGGAACACUGGAGAUGGGAAAACAGCUACCGCAGUUCAGCUGAUUCAUUUGCUCUGUAAGGAGCAACAGGGCAGACAGCCUGUAGAACUCCACAACAUUGAACACUUAGAUUUCCUGCCAAUAAAAUCUCAAUUGAUUACUUUCAUUGAUGAUAUUUUUGGAGAAAAAGUUGUGUGUGAAAGCGAUGUUGUAGAGUGGAACAAAAGGAUAAAAUCUAUUCUUCCAAUGCUUCGUGGGGAUAAAGAUACCGAGGCAAAUUUCCUUCUCAUCACAAUUCGUAAUGAGGUUUUUAAUUCUUUGAAAAAAUGUUCUUUGGAAAAAAUAUUCACUGAAUUCAACAUUACUGAUCUAAGCUCUAACAAUUACAAAGUUAAAGAGGAAAAAGAAGAACUUUUAGAGUUGUACAAACCUAAAACCGAUGGGUUUUCAUGGUCAGAAAAAGAGAAGGAAGAGAUUGUUAAAUGUGCCCCAGGAAUAGGAUUCCCACAAUGUUGUCGGUUAUUCAGAGAUAUCCCUGAUUUGCAGGAGAAGAGAGUAGAAUUUUUUAAGUUCCCUUUCCUUUUUUUGAAAGAAGCAUUAUCAAAAUUGACAGAAUGUACUGCCCUUUUGUUUCUCUUCCUCAGUGAAGGUGAAAUUAAGGUAAAGGAUCUAGAACCUAAUGGAGAAAAAGUCAGUAAAAUAUUACUGGAGCAAUCCUUUAAAGUUGAUUUAUUGGGUGUUAAGGAUGACAAAAGUAUGUGGUCUUAUGAGAAAAAAAUAGGAUUUGUACAGCAAAAUUUAGAAGCUUUCUUAGGUUCCUUGGUAGUGAAAGAAAAACAUUGGUCAGGGGAUGAUGUGUACCGAUUUUAUCAUGACUCUAUACAUGCCACAGUAGCACUUUUGUAUGGUGCAAAAAGUCCAAAAGGGUACAUAGAGCAUUGUCCAAGAAAUUCUCUGAGAUAUAUAACAACUUCAAAAAGGUUGUCAGACAGAAUUGUCAUAUCACCAGAGAAAUACACAUAUAUGUAUGAAAGAUUACACCGAGAGUUUGAAUGUGAAGACAAAUACGGUGCUUUUAUUGACUCUCUAGAUGUAUGGACUGAUGGAGAAUUUCUGAGGGGAUUUGUCAGAUGGCUGAGUGAGGAAAAUGUUGAUAAACUUGAUGUGUUGAAUAAAGCAUGUUCUUCAGGUGCAGAAAAAAUUGCUUUACAUCUUCUUACUGAGGGUGUGAAACCGGACAUGAACACCCCAUUGUGGUCAUUGAUCAAGAGACGUUGUUAUGUUGAUGGAGAGUAUGUGGAUGUACUUAAAAAAGUUGUUGUAUACUUGAAUGAUGAGAUAAAACUUGACUUGUUGAACAUAGCAUGUUGCUCUGGUCUAGGAGUAUGUUCUAAAUAUCUUCUGUCUGAGGAGGUAGGUUGUGAAGAGAACACACCGUUUUGUGCAGUGAAGCAAAAAAGUGUGAAUGUUCUUAAAAAUAUUGCCAGUGGUUUGAAUGAUGAGAUAAAACUUGCUGUGUUAAAUGUGUCUUGUUAUACUGGAUCAGAAGAAUGUGCUACAUAUAUCCUGUCUAAAGGUGUAAAACCUGACUGGAACACUUGGAAUUGUGGAAGUAGGGGAGGAAGUGUGAAUAUAAGAGCUAAACUAGGGGAGUGUAUAGUUGAUUUGGAAAAGAUGGGAGACAAUCUACCAUUAUCUCAUAACAAUGCUCUAUAUCAUGCGUGUUGGUGUGAGAGAGAAAAGGAGGUAGAAAUAUUGUGUGAAACUUAUCCACACUUGAUAGACGACACUGAUCAGGUUGGACUAACCCCGCUCUUUGUUGGGGCAGAAACAGGAAACCUUGGUAUAUUUCACAGAGUGGAGAGAUUUAUACUUAAAUCCUUACAACGAGAUGAAGUUGAACAUCACCAGUGUGAGUCAGUAGAUGGUCGUGUGGUACAUAAGAACUGUGUGUGUUCUCAGUACAUGUCUCAGAAGGUGGAUAUAGAAGGGGAAACAGUAUUACAUGCGAGUUGUAGGAAUGGACACAUGGAGAUUUGUAAAUAUUU
Molecule: messenger RNA, 2231 nt
Organism: Mizuhopecten yessoensis (Yesso scallop)
Lineage: Eukaryota; Metazoa; Mollusca; Bivalvia; Pectinida; Pectinidae
Exons: 3
Source: RefSeq, a predicted model, not a curated record